GACUGUGCAUAUCGACAGCAGAGUCAGAUAUGAGUGGGACUCUGCUGUGGCUGGUGGCCUCUCUGGCCUUUGUCUCUCUGACUUCUCUGGCUGAUGGAGCUCCAAUGCAGGUGAUGACUGCCCCCAACUUGUUGCGAGUAGGAACAUCAGAAAAAAUCUUUGUGGAGUGCCAAGACUACACUGGAGCAGACAUCAGGGUUGAAAUCAUAGUGUGGAACCACCCAACUAAAGCUACAAGGCUGGCAUCCACAUCUGUAACACUUACCAGUACUAAUAAAUUCCAGGCGCUGGGACAAAUCACGAUCCCUGCCGGAGUCUUCAGUAAAGAUCCCAACAUAAAGCAGUAUGUGUACCUGCAAGCUCAGUUCCCCGACCGAACACUGGAGAAAGUUGUCUUGGUGUCUUUUCAGUCUGGGUACAUUUUCAUCCAGACUGACAAGACCCUCUACACCCCCAACAGCAUAGUUUAUUACAGGAUGUUUGGAGUGACGCCCAGUAUGGAGCCUGUAGAGAGGAAUGGCACAACCCAAAGUGAUAUUAUUGCCAUCGACAUUGUGACUCCUGAAAGCAUCAUUUUACCAAUUGAUCCAGUCUCUCUGAAAUCAGGGAUCCACUCUGGACAUUACCAACUCUCUGAAAUUGUCAGUCCUGGUCUGUGGAAAGUGGUGGCAAAGUUCUCCAGCAACCCACAACAGAGCUAUUCUGCAGACUUCGAGGUCAAAGAAUAUGUGCUUCCCAGUUUUGAGGUUAAACUGACACCCGUAAGCUCCUUCUUCUACGUGGACAGCCAAGAGCUCACCAUCAACAUCAAAGCAACAUAUCUUUUUGGUAAAGAGGUGGAUGGGACAGCCUUCGUGGUGUUUGGAGUUUACCAAGACAGUGACAAGAAAAGCUUUCCAAGUUCUCUUCAGAGAGUGCAGAUCAAGGAAGGUGUAGGAAUGGUCAAACUGAAGAGAGAGCAUAUCACAAAGACCUUUCCAAAUAUCCUCCAGCUGGUUGGGAGUUCAAUAUUUGCAGCUGUCAGUGUGCUGACAGAGAGCGGCGGUGAAAUGGUGGAGGCAGAGUUGAGAGGUAUCCAGAUUGUCACGUCACCUUACACCAUCCACUUCAAGAAAACACCCAAAUAUUUCAAACCAGGAAUGUCCUUUGAUGCUGUGGUUGAGGUUGUGAAUCCUGAUGGCACUCCGGCACAAGGUGUAGCAGUGGUGGUCGAUCCAGGCCAGGUGCAGGGCUUGACUGCACCCAAUGGCAUGGCACGGCUUACCAUCAAUACAGAAGCAGGAAACUCAAAAUUGAAAAUUUCUGCAAGGACCAAUGAUCCUCAUAUUUUAAAUGAAAGACAAGCAUCAGCCACCAUGGAAGCCCUCCCAUAUAUCACCAAUAGCAACAGCUACAUCCACAUAAGUGUGGAUACAGCAGAGCUGGAAGUAGACGAAAACCUGAAAAUCAACCUCGUCCUCAGCAAGCGGGAAAAUCAUGACAUCACAUACCUGAUCCUGAGCAGAGGUCAGCUGGUGAAAAAUGGCCGUUUUAAGACAAGAGGUCAGGUACUGAUUUCCCUGACUGUCACUGUUACCAAAGAAAUGCUGCCAUCUUUCCGCGUCAUAGCCUACUAUCAUACAGAUGCCAAUGAAGUGGUAUCAGACUCUGUUUGGGUGGAUGUCAAGGACUCCUGCAUGGGCUCGCUUAAGCUGGAAUCAUCAAGACCCGUUCCAUCCUUUGAGCCUCGCAAGAUGUUUGGUCUUAAGGUCACUGGAGACCCAGGGUCCAUAGUGGGACUGGUGGCUGUUGACAAAGGCGUCUAUGUCCUGAAUAACAAGCACCGUCUCACCCAGAAAAAGGUGUGGGACACUGUAGAGAAGUAUGACACAGGCUGCACACCUGGUGGAGGGAAGGAUGGUAUGAGUGUAUUUUAUGAUGCUGGGCUGUUGUUUGAGUCCAGCACGGCUUCUGGGACUCCCUACAGACAAGAAUUGAAGUGUCCGUCCCCCAGCAGGAGAAAACGGUCCACUACUAUAAUGGAAGUCACAACCAGUUUAUUGAGUCAGUAUAAAGACCAACUGCAACGUGAUUGUUGUUUGGAUGGCAUGAGGGAAACCCGCCUCUCAUACACCUGUGACAUACGUGCAGAGUACAUUGAUGAAGACGCAACCUGUGUCGAGGCUUUCCUGCACUGCUGCAAGGAGAUGGAAAGCCAGCGAGCUGAAAGGAAGGAGGAUAGCCUCCUGCUGGCCCGCAGUGAGGAGGAUGAAAGCAGUUACAUGGACAGCAAUGAAAUCGUGUCUCGCACCAAGUUCCCUGAAAGUUGGCUUUGGUCAGAUAUCACACUGCCUGCUUGUCCUGCAGAAAAACCUAACUGUGGAACCACGUCAUUGACGAAAAACGUUCCUUUGCAAGACUCAAUCACAACCUGGCAGUUUACUGGCAUUAGUCUGUCAAGAACGAACGGAAUCUGUGUUGGUGAGCCAUUAGAAGUAAUUGUCCGGAAGGAGUUCUUCAUUGAUCUCAGGGUGCCGUACUCUGCUGUCCGUGGAGAGCAGCUGGAAGUUAAGGCAAUCCUCCACAACUACAGCCCAGAUCCUGUCACUGUACGUGUGGAUCUGAUCGAGAAGGAGCACGUGUGCAGUUCAGCCUCUAAACGUGGAAAGUAUCGUCAGGAAGUGAACAUCGGACCCCAAACUCAACGAUCUGUACCCUUCAUCAUUAUUCCCAUGAAACAUGGAGAGUACCCCAUUGAGGUCAAAGCAGCUGUUAAAGAUUCGUCACUCAACGAUGGAAUUAUGAAAAUGCUGCGGGUGGUGCCUGUAGGUGUACUGGUUAAAGAUCCUCAGAUUGUAACUCUAGACCCCACUAAAAAAGGUGUGGGUGGUAAGCAGGAAGAAAUUCUCAACAGUAGAAUUCCUAGGAAAGAUCUGGCUCCAAACACACCAACAAGCACACAGAUCUCUGUGACAGGAAGAGAACAAGUUUCUGCGCUGGUUGAGAACGCCAUUAGUGGGAACUCUAUGGGGAGUUUGAUCGUAAAGCCCUGGGGCUGUGGAGAGCAAAACAUUGCCGCCACAACUCUGCCAGUCAUUGCAACCACAUAUUUGGAUAAAACCAACCAGUGGGAAACUGUGGGCUUUCAGAAACGUGAUGAAGCCCUUGAACACAUCAAGACAGGUUACCAGAGGGAGCUUGUCUAUCGUAAAACGGAUGGGUCUUUUGCUGUGUUUACUAGUGCAAAAAGUAGCACCUGGCUGACAGCUUAUGUUGCCAAGGUGUUUGCCAUGGCCAGCAGUCUGGUUCCGGUGCAACGGCAACACAUCUGUGAUGCCAUCAAGUUUCUGAUUCUCAACACGCAGCAACCUGACGGCUCAUUUAUAGAAGUUGGAUAUGUGUACAGUAAUGCAUUGCGUGGUGAUGUGGGAGGCGCAGAUUCAGAUGCCUCCAUGACAGCCUUCUGCCUCAUUGCCAUGCAGGAGUCACGCUCACUAUGUCAGGAUGCUGUUAUUAGUCUGCAUAGCAGUAUAGACAAUGCAGUGGCUUACCUGGAGAGGCGUCUGCCCCAUCUCACCUACUCAUAUGCUGUUGCCAUGACAUCAUACGCCCUGGCCAAUGAAAACAAAAUGAAUCGCGAGAUCCUCUUUAAGUUCAUAUCCCCAGAGUUGUCCCACUGGCCAGUAUCUAAGGGACACAUUUAUUCACUGGAGGCCACAGCUUACGCUCUUCUGGCUCUGGUCAAGGUUGAGGCCUUUGAAGAUGCCGGACUAGUUGUCAGAUGGUUCAACCAACAGCAGAAGUCCUACGGCGGCUAUGGAUCAACUCAGGCCACUAUAAUAGUGUACCAGGCCGUCGCAGAGUACUGGGCCAAUGCUAAAGAACCAGAGUAUGAUCUGGACGUGGACAUUUUGAUGCCAGGCAGGUCAAGUCCUACCAAGUACAAGUUUAAUAGGGACAACCAGUACGCUACCAGAACAUCUAAAAUCAAUAAUAUAAAUGAAGAUGUGAAAGUAACUGCCACUGGCACAGGAGAAGCAACUGUGAAAAUGGUGUCGCUGUAUUAUGCUCUUCCCAAAGAGAAAAAAAGUGACUGUCAGAAAUUUAACCUGUCAGUGCAGCUCCUCCCAGAGAAAAUGGAUGAGGACGAGAACACAUACAAGCUGAGAAUAGAUGUUUUGUAUAAGGACAAGGACCAUGAUGCAUCCAUGUCAAUCUUGGAUAUUGGGUUGCUAACUGGCUUCACUGCUAACACAAAUGACCUGAACUUGUUGGCCAAAGGCCGUGCCCGCACUAUUGCAAAAUAUGAGAUGAACAAAGUCCUGUCAGAAAGAGGCUCACUCAUCAUCUACCUGGACAAGGUUUCUCACAGACGAAUGGAGGAGAUCAGUUUUAGGAUCCAUCAGAAACUAAAAGUGGGAGUCUUACAACCAGCUGCUGUGUCUGUCUAUGAGUACUAUGACCAAAAACAUUGUGUGAAAUUUUACCACCCGGAGAGAAACGCUGGACAGCUAAUGCGGCUUUGUAGAAAUGAUGAAUGCACAUGUGCUGAAGAGAACUGCAGUAUGCAGAAAAAGGAAGAGGUCACCAAUGAUCAGCGAACAACUAAGACUUGUGAGAGUACACCAACCACCAAAAUUGAUUUUGUGUACAAAGUAAGACUGGAAAAAUUUACAGACAGUUUGUCCACUGACAUUUACACAGUGCGGAUACUGGAAGUUGUCAAAGAAGGAAGUUAUGAUGUGGGUCCUUUGGAUAAACUGCGGACAUUCCUCAGUUAUCCACACUGCAGGGAGUCUUUAGACUUGGCAGAGGGUAAAACCUACCUUAUCAUGGGCACAUCCAAAGAUAUUCACAGAGAUGACCAAGAUCAAACGUAUCAGUAUGUACUUGGAGAGAGAACUUGGAUCGAGUACUGGCCCACAGAUGCAGAGUGUCAAACUGAUGAACACAGACCUACCUGUUUGGGCAUGGAGGAGAUGGUCCAGCAGUACCAAUUCUUUGGAUGUCAGCAGAAGUGAAACUUGAGGAAAUAAUCUUCUGAUGGUUGUGAAAUUAAUGGCUGUUUCUAAAGUAAAUCACUACAUUGUAACAUAAUCAUCAGAAGGCUUUGUCUGAGGCAACAUGCACCUUCAGGAUCCUGUAUGAUCAGAGCAGCAGUCUAGCUAAAGAAUAACUCACUGUAACAUAAAUGUGACUUAAUUACAGCUGCACACAACUGUCAACUUUGUGAGGGCAUUGACAAGAUAGUCCUGCAGUUUGCAUUCUUUAGAUUUCAGCAGAAGUGAAACUUAAGGAUUAAAUCUUUUUUUCAAAGUGUUUUUAUUUUUGCUUUAUUGUGUUAAACUUUCAAUUGUAAUGGUCUUAAUCUCAAUGUCUGUGUUAAACAAAGAGUGUUCACUGCUAUUUAUAUUACUUCAUAAUACGUUAUGGUAGGUUCAAUUAGAAGUAAAAGUUUAAUAAAGUUUAGUAAUGUUGAACUCAUGUGAUGCAUAAAGUUCAACAAUGACAACUUUUACAUGCAGAAAAUAUUUUGUUUGUUACCUUUAUUCCAAAAGACAAUAUUGCUAUGAAGCUGUUUGCAUGGUUACUAAAAAAUGAAUAAUCCAUUAAUAUUACCAUUUACAUGCAGCUGUGCAUAUUCUGGAUAAUGUGCCUAUAUUUUAAUCAUGUCAAAAUAAAUAAAAGUAGGACUGCUGGA
Plectropomus leopardus (leopard coralgrouper) is the source of this 5680-nucleotide messenger RNA. RefSeq names its product complement C3-like. Gene Ontology annotation, cellular component: extracellular region. Gene Ontology annotation, molecular function: endopeptidase inhibitor activity; protein binding. NCBI's taxonomy places the organism in Eukaryota, Metazoa, Chordata, Actinopteri, Perciformes, Serranidae. The record is from RefSeq and is a predicted model, not a curated record.